Messenger RNA from Aspergillus aculeatus ATCC 16872, 2166 nucleotides. Its product is annotated as GABA permease GabA. The record is from RefSeq and is a predicted model, not a curated record. Bases 438 to 1997 code for a protein of 519 amino acids. Gene Ontology annotation, cellular component: membrane. Gene Ontology annotation, molecular function: transmembrane transporter activity. Gene Ontology annotation, biological process: transmembrane transport; amino acid transport. The transcript is spliced from 18 exons. Lineage: Eukaryota; Fungi; Ascomycota; Eurotiomycetes; Eurotiales; Aspergillaceae.
CCCGCAAUUCCUCCCUUCCUACUCUCUCCUCCUUCUCUCACUCCAAUUACUCCACUCAGUGAUGUUCCAUCAUGUAAUCUUCAUCGGAAUCCUGCCCUCUCAAGAGCUCAGAUAGUCAGAUAACUUAGACCAUGAGAGGAAGAGGCUGAGGGUGAUCAAUGUGUCUUACGGUGGAGGCAACACACCCAUUCCCCUCCCCUUCCUGGUCUUAGUCCUUCCGUACCUUCCUCCGUAGAACAGUAGUAGUAGAAAGUGUUCCCUCCCUCCCUUCCUCUGUUCCUUUCCAGUUCUUUUCCCUUUCUCCCCCCAUCUCCAUCUCCCUCUCCCUCUCUCCUUCUUCCCUCUACAACUUUACUUUCCCUCUAGUCAAAGACCCCAUCCCCUCAACUUUCCCCCAUCAUUUUGUUCGUUGUCGAGCCCAUCAGUAUUCCACAGCCAUGAAAGACCUCCGGGGAGAUGAUGACGCGCAGCUCGCAGCCCUGGGCCACAGGGCUGAAUUAAAUCGAAACUUUUCAAUGCUAUCAAUGUUAGGCUUAGCCUUUGCUAUCCUGAAUUCAUGGACCGCUCUAUCUGCAAGUUUAUCGAUCAGUCUGCCGUCGGGCGGCUGCGUAAGCGUUGUAUGGGGAUUGGUCACAGCGGGUAUCUGUAACCUCUGCAUGGCAUCCUCUCUGGCAGAGUUCUUGUCAGCGUAUCCCACGGCGGGUGGACAAUAUCAUUGGGUAGCAGUUGCUCCGGCAAAAUACAUGCCCGUACUUUCGUGGAUUACAGGAUGGGCAAACGUAUCUGGCUGGGUGGCGCUGGCUGCUACUGGUGGAUCUCUAGGCAGUCAACUGAUCUUGGGUGUGAUUUCCUUGAUGCAUCCGACAUAUGAGUCGAAAAGAUGGCAUCAGUUCCUCAUCUACAUCGCAUUCUGCCUUGUUGCAUUCCUGAUCAAUGCCUUCUUGAAUUCUAUCCUUCCACGAUUGACCAAGGGUGCCUUUAUCUGGUCACUAACCGGCUUCGCUGUUAUUUGCAUCACUGUGCUAUCAUGCUCGUCGCCCAAUUACAACUCUGGAGAAUUCGUCUUUGGCGACUUUAUCAACGAGACAGGCUGGCCCGAUGGUCUUGCUUGGCUGCUUGGGCUACUUCAAGGAGGCUUUGGUCUUACUGGAUUUGAUGGAGUUGCGCACAUGAUUGAAGAGAUCCCGAACCCCUCUGUAGUAGGGCCUAAGAUUAUGAUCGGCUGCGUUGCCAUUGGCACUUUCACCGGUACCAUCUUCUUGAUUGUACUGCUUUUCGUUGCUGGUGACAUCAACAACGUCAUCAGCUCGGCAGCUACUCCCCUACUUCAGAUCUUCUAUGACGCGACGAGGAGCAAUGCUGGAUCUAUCUGUCUUCUGAUUUUCCCCUUGGUCUGUGUCCUCUUCGCCGCUGUUACCAUCACGACGACAAGCAGCCGCAUGGUCUAUGCAUUCGCAAGAGACGGCGGUCUCCCAGCUUCGCCUUUCUUCAGCAAAGUUCAUCCGAGACUACAAUUGCCUCUGAACGCUUUGUACCUGACUAGCUUUUUCUGCGUUGUAUUCGGAUGCAUCUUCCUCGGUUCUUCCAGUGCGUUCAAUGCCAUUCUUUCUUCGUCUGUGAUUCUGCUCGACAUUGCAUAUGCCAUUCCCAUUGCUGUGAAUUGCGCUCGGGGCCGGAAGAUGCUGCCUGAAAGACCUUUCGUUCUGCCCAGUAUCUUUGGCUGGACUGCCAACAUAAUCUCUUUGUGCUACAUCACGAUGACCACUGUUCUCUUCGUUUUCCCGCCCGAUCGCAUUGUGACCGGCAGCAAUAUGAACUACUGCAUUGUUGUUGUUGGAGUAGUCAUGAUCUUGUCGGUCUUCCAAUGGAUUGUUGACGGUCGUAAGAAUUUCUCCGGACCCCGAAUGGACGUUGACGUGAUUUCGGGACAGGUUGCCGCCGGUGGUGAACCUGCUGACUAUGCCGUGGAACACGGUAUUCCCAUGAUAAAUAAAUGAUUUGUGUUUCUUAGAUUAAAGCAGAAUUUGUCUUCGAGCACAGGUGCCGAAGGACAAAUCUGUCACGAGUUUACAUCUCUAGAGUUGAUUUCAUAGGAAUCUACUGUAUUUGUUGGGAAGCCAGAACAGGACUAGCUUGAUGACAUAAGCCAGCAUAACUGGAGUAGCU